Messenger RNA from Candoia aspera, 1497 nucleotides. RefSeq names its product THO complex subunit 6 (gene THOC6). The coding region runs from base 130 to 1113 and encodes 327 amino acids. Gene Ontology annotation, biological process: mRNA export from nucleus. The record is from RefSeq and is a predicted model, not a curated record. Gene Ontology annotation, cellular component: THO complex; transcription export complex. Gene Ontology annotation, molecular function: protein binding. The transcript is spliced from 13 exons. Lineage: Eukaryota; Metazoa; Chordata; Lepidosauria; Squamata; Candoiidae.
GCCCGCCAGGCGGGUGGGCGUGGCUAUUAUCACAGGAAAGGGCGCGGCUACCUCUGAGGGUGGGAUAGGGUGCCCGGCUGAUUCUUUGCACGUGCGCGCUGUGGAGAAGAAAAUGAGCAGCUAGUAACGAUGGACAUUCAACGAUCUCUGGAGCUCUUGCACAUGACCAUAUACACUCAGAGCAUCUCACCUUGUGGCAAAUACUUAGCAGCCGGAAACAACUAUGGAGAAAUUGCCAUAUUCAGCCUUUCAGCAGCAUUGAGUUCGGAAGCCAAGGAGGAGAGCAAGAAGCCGGUGGUGUCCUUUACAGCCCACAAUGGAGCUAUCUACGCCAUGGUUUCCACCGAUCGGCAGCUGUUAAGUGCCGGCAAUGGAGAGGUCAAGGCCUGGAAUUGGAGUGAGAUUGUGAAGAAAAGUUGCAAAGAAGCUUGGAGUAGGAGGCCACCUUAUGGAAGCAGACUUGAAGUGCCAGAAAUCAACAGCCUGCAGCUGAAUCUGAAGGAUAAUAGUCUUCUGAUGGCUGGUGGUGACUGUGUCAUUCACAUGAUGGAUCUGGAGACUGGAACCUUCACUCGUGAAUUUCAGGGCCACACGGAUUAUAUCCACUGUUUGGCCCUUCGGGAGCAGCUCCGAGAAUGCCUGUCCGGAAGUGAAGAUGGCACCGUGCGCCUUUGGGAUUUACGUACAGGGGGUCAAGUCCAAUCCAUAGAAGUCCACAAAUAUGAGGAAUGCAGCCGCCCUCAGAACGGGAAGUGGAUCAGUUGUUUGGCAACGGACUCUGACUGGAUGGUGUGUGGUGGGGGCCCUGCACUCACUCUUUGGCACCUGCGGUCAGUGACACCCACCACGGUAUUUUCCUUGCCUCAGUGCCAGCAGCAAGCUAUGUUCUACCAAGAUCUGAUUCUCUCUGCUGGCCACGGCCCAACCAUUAAUCAUUUACAGAUCAGUGGGGAAGUGAAGGCCCAAAUCCCUUGCAUCCCGCGUUGCAUUCACUCCAUUUCCAUCAACGAACACUCUCCAGAGCAUAAGGUGUUGACAGCAGCUGGAAGCAGCCACUGCAUUGACGUCUUCACCAACUUUGGAUACCGAGCCUUUUCUCUAACCUUUACCUAACGUGCACACGGUGCCCCUUUGUAAAUAAUCUUGGUUUUGUUUCAUUUCAAAUCCGGUGUCCUCUGGGGAACGUCUCCAUUCUGUGGGCAUCUCUGAUUGAUGAGGAACAGGUGGUUGCCUCUAAAUGCUGUUGCCUGCGAGGGGACCACUCCCGCACAAGGCUGUGAAGCAAACUCCAAAGCAGGCACCUUAAGCAGAAUUACUUAAUAUGAAAAUGCAUGAAAGGAAUUGGAAAUUGCCUGUAAUUUCUGAAAGUGGAUGUCCUAAUUCUAUUGAUCUGCAUGUUUCACCACAGGACUGGACUGUUGAAUUUAUUCAUGAGUGCAUGGAAACUAUCGCCCCCCCGCCCCCCCUUUUUAAUACUUAAAAAUCAACAUAUUUUCA